Letharia lupina is the source of this 375-nucleotide messenger RNA. RefSeq lists its product as uncharacterized. The transcript has a single exon. The record is from RefSeq and is a predicted model, not a curated record. Bases 1 to 375 code for a protein of 124 amino acids. Lineage: Eukaryota; Fungi; Ascomycota; Lecanoromycetes; Lecanorales; Parmeliaceae.
AUGCCGCCGCCCUCGAAACAAACGCCCUACGAGCGCGCCCAAGCCAAACUCGCCCUCCGCGCCGAACGCCAGCAGCAAGCACAAGCCAAGUACGAGAUCGCCCUGCUCCAAGCAGAACGCCACUCGGUCGUCGCCGCCCUCAAGAGGAUCACCGGCCACCAGAAACGGCUCGUCGAAUCCCUCGAGCACAUUGAGGCAGAGAACGAGGGAUGGCAGACUCCGAAUGCGAAUCUGGAGCAGAUGUACCGAUUGAGGGAUCAGAUAGAGCAGGUGGAGAAGCAGGCGAACGAGUGUCAUCGGCGGUGGGAUGAGCUGGGGGAGGAGAUUGAGGAGAAGCAUGUUGAGAUUGCCUUUGGUGGGAUUGGUGGUGAUUAA